Messenger RNA from Adelges cooleyi (spruce gall adelgid), 2582 nucleotides. Its product is annotated as myosin heavy chain-like. The transcript has 6 exons. The record is from RefSeq and is a predicted model, not a curated record. NCBI's taxonomy places the organism in Eukaryota, Metazoa, Arthropoda, Insecta, Hemiptera, Adelgidae. Bases 399 to 1997 code for a protein of 532 amino acids.
GACCAACACAACGGCAGGUUCGAUUACAGUCGCUCAUACCGGCAUAUCGCUUUUACACGGCCGUCCACGUCAACGCAUAUUAUAUUGAAAUUCCCUAUUUGUUGUGUGUAAUAACAAAAUCGAAAUAUACAUACAUAUUAUUAUUAUUUUUCCAAACACGACACAUUCAGUUGGACCGCGAUUCGCGCCCCCGCACAAUAAUAAUAAUAAUAAUUGUUUGUUAACCGUAUGACGUUAUACAUAUUAUACUACCUAGCCGGCUACUAUUAUCAUCAUCGUUCUACUUACUGCGAAAAUACAACAGUUGCAAGGACGAUUUCAAUCUGAACAACAACAGCAGCAGAAUAUAAAAUAUUAUUAUUGUGACAAUACCGUACAACAAAAAAGCCGUCGACGUUAUGUCAAACGACCAGAAUAAUUACACGGCCCAAACCGCGGUAAUGUAUGGCGACGGCGGCACCUCGUUUUGCCAACAGCCGAGGACAAAGAAGAAAUUGACAUUAACGCCAGAGUUGAGACGAUCGUCGUUAGCUGCGCCCGUAAAGACACAGUGUUGUUACAGCGAUUCCAGGCUGGUCAGUCUGAACGGGCUGGACGGCCUGAAAGACAGCACGCUGUCUCUGGACGAGAACGUGGAACUUAUCAGCGACACGAUAAUGCUGGAGCGCAAGCACUUCCAGGAUUAUAUCGACGGGUUGCGCGGUCAAGCUGUACAGCUGGAAGCUGACAUCUACUCGAAGUCGGCGAUGAUAGAUGACUUGCAACUGUACAACUGUGAAAAGCUCAACGUGAUCGGAUCGCUGGCGGCCAUCUACGACGAGGCCGUGUGGAGGUGCGAAUCAAUGCAGCGGCUGUGCGAGGAGCACGGGCCUUCCGGCGGUACGGACGACCCGUAUCGGUGCGCUCUGCUGGUGGACAGGGCCCUGGACACAGCGGCCGCGUUCAAGUCGGACCAACGGGAGAUGCGUGGCCUUUUGGACGGCCUGACGGCAAGCGAAGGCGUGCCGGACGAGCUGGUCGGGGCCGUCGAAAAGCUCAGCCGCGGCCUGGACGAGUGCGUGGUGGCCGUGGAGAGCGCCACCGGCCAGGAGAUGGCCAACGCCUUGCUCGAAGCCAACGACCUCGACCAGACCGUCAAGAACGUUAUCCGGGAGAUCGGCAAUUUCCGACGGGACGCCACGCAACCGGACUAUUGCACGGCCAUUGAACUCAUAGACAGGCUGGAAGCUUCGGCCCGAGACGGCGGAUCCGUCGCCGCCGGCACGGUCGAGUUGUGGGUGUCGGUGAAAAACCUGUUCCAGAGGAACCAGUGUCUGGCGCACAAGGUCGCGUCGCUGAACAUGCACAAGACGGGGUUGCAGUUGCAACUGGAGGAGAUGACCGAGAACGCCGAGCAGCUGGAGCGGCAGACGCAGCUGGAACAGGAGGACGUGCAGAGGAAACUGGACAUGCUCAACCGGACCGAGUCGAUGAUCGAACAGCACUGGGAUGAGCUCAACACUAGCACGGACAUGGUGAUUAAGAACCAGCAGGCCCAGGAGAUCGACCAGGAACUCGAAGACCUCCAGCUGGAGCUCGAUAACCUGGAUCUAGAAAAUCGGCACAUGGAAACAGACUUGUACGACCUCAACGAAGAAUUGUCCGACUACCAGUUAAAAUGCGACAGGAUGGAGAAAGAAAUUAGACAACUGGAAAAGGCAAAAGUCAAUAGUUUAGACGAAUACGCUAAAUCGUGGGGACACCAUAACGCCAAACAAAAGAUCAAGUACACUGGCAAACUCAUUAAGGACAUGGACUCUAUUACACAGGAGAUAAAAUUGUUGGAGUUUGAGCUGGAAAAGUAUGGAGAAGAAAAUGUGGAGCACGCCAAUGAGAGUACAGUGUUCGGCCGGACUCAGACCAAGUCUGAAAAGAUACAAAGGACAUUUGGAAUCAUAAACGUCAACAAACCGCAUACCGUUUUCCGAGAAAACGUAGUUCGCAAAAUACGGCUGUGAAGAAAAUCACAUACGCAUUUAUCGUUUAGUAAAUUGUACGACUGAUUUUUAUUUUUAUUUUACAUAAUCGAUUUAGAAAGAAAAAACCUAACCUGUUGAAUUAGAUUAAUUAACACUAUUGUGUACAGUUCUUGGUGUAUAUAUAUAUAUUUUUUUUUUUAUUUUUAAAUUCUUGUUCGAUGUAUAUUUAUUUUUAAUGUUUGUUUAGACAAUUUGUUUUAGAAAAUGUAUCGUGCCCGGCACGUUUUUUUUUUUUUUUUAUUAUUAUUAUUGUAUAACCAAUUAUGUUGUUUCGAUCGGUAUAAUAAAUAGGUAAUUUUUUUAAUUUUUGGUAAGCAAUUUACCUCAUAUAUAUAUACUUCUAUCAUAAUUAUAAUUAUUAUUAUUAAUUAUUGUGUACCACUAAGACCCGAUGUCGAAUUAUUAUUUGUAUUAGCAUUAUGAGAAUUUACAACUGGACUCCAUAUUAUCACGAAAAACGUGAAAAUGUUAAUAUUAUUAUUUUUAUUUAUGUAACAAUUUUUAUUAUAACCCACGAUCAUUGCUGCUGCCAUAUAUAUUGUUAUAAUUCAAUGAUGUAUUUGA